Messenger RNA from Ailuropoda melanoleuca (giant panda), 1861 nucleotides. RefSeq names its product nudix hydrolase 16 (gene NUDT16). The coding region runs from base 119 to 706 and encodes 195 amino acids. The record is from RefSeq and is a predicted model, not a curated record. Gene Ontology annotation, cellular component: nucleus. The transcript has 3 exons. Gene Ontology annotation, molecular function: phosphodiesterase decapping endonuclease activity; snoRNA binding. Gene Ontology annotation, biological process: mRNA catabolic process; sno(s)RNA catabolic process. NCBI's taxonomy places the organism in Eukaryota, Metazoa, Chordata, Mammalia, Carnivora, Ursidae.
CCGAGGCCCGCGGCCGGCGCCCGCUCCCGCGGCCUGCAAGCCCCGCCCUGAUUGGCUGCCGCCGGGCCCGCCUGCCCCCUUUGGGCCCUCGGGACGGCAACGGGGACAGCGCGGGGCCAUGGCCGGGAUCCGCAAGCUGGAGCUGGAGGAGGCCCUGGCGCUGGGGUCUGGCUGGCGGCACGCGUGCCACGCGCUGCUAUACGCGCCGGACCCGGGGACGCUGUUCGGCCGCAUCCCGCUCCGUUACGCCGUCCUGAUGCAGAUGCGCUUUGAUGGGCGCCUCGGCUUCCCCGGCGGCUUCGUCAGCGUGCAUGACGGCGGUCUGGAGGCCGGGCUGAACCGCGAGCUGACCGAGGAGCUGGGCAAGGCCGCAGCCGACUUCCGCGUGGAGCGCGCCGAUUACCGCAGCUCGCACGCGGGGCCCGGGACGCGCAUCGUGGCCCACUUCUACGCCAAGCGCCUGACGCUCCAGCAGCUGGUCGCGGUGGAGAUGGGCGCCCCGCGCGCCAAGGACCACGGGCUGGAGGUGCUAGGCCUGGUGCGGGUGCCCCUGUAUACCCUACGGGAUGGUGUGGGCGGCCUGCCUGCCUUCCUGGAGAAUUCCUUCAUCGGAGCUGCCAAGGAGCAGCUGCUGGAAGCCCUCCAGGAUUUAGAACUGGUGGAACCUGGUUCUUUUACAGCCCGGAAGAUCGCCCUACCUCGCUAGAGGCAGCCCUCUGUGGACAUGGAACCCGAGAUGAGGAUCUUGGUACAAAGGAGGGGAGACGGGAAUGGGGAAGGUUUUCUUUUCUGGGCCUGGGCCUGAUAGAUGAUAACACAUUAAAAGAAGUAUGUGCAGUAUAUUUGAGCAGAGGGCCCCCCCAGCAACUCUCAACAUCACAGCAAAAAUCUGCAGUUCAUCCCGGGGGCCCUGGCAAGUUCUCAGAGCCGGCCUCCUCUCUGUCCAUUUGCACACACACAGCAUGGCAGCGCCCAGGCACGUGAAUGUGCAGUCUGUGCCCGCAUACAAGCUGACGGCUCCCCACAACCCUCACGUGCAGUUAGCCAGGAAGUAGCACGUGUCAUCAGAGCCAUCUCCUUGUUGGGGAGGAGCCUCUGAACCAGGGGAGCGUCUCUGCCUACACACCUAUAUGGCUGUUCUCCAGGGUCUAGCCCAGCCCGUGCUUGCUGGAGAGGACAGAGAAGCAGAGGGCCCUUUCCCCCCGAAAAUGGUCAGAUCCUUGCCUGGGUGUUGGCAAAAGCAAAUACCCCUGAAAGGUGGUAGAGGGUCCUAACCAACCUCGUGCCCUCUUCUGAAACUGAGCAGAAGAGGUGAGAAAAAAUGGCUUGGUCUCCUUGGACUUGAGCCUUUGGAGUCCUGGUACAUCUCCUCCAAAACCGUCAUCUGGGACUCCUUAGACUGGGGACAUCAGAAGGGAAUGGACCCAGCCCUGGUCUCGCCCUGUCCUGACCAAAAGAGCCUGGAGUUAAAGAAGGGCUUAUAGCUGAGCCUCAAAGUCCUUCAGUUUUUUGGACAAAUAACCUAUCUGAGGUAUUGGAGAUCUAGGGAUGAGAGAGCACAGCUCUUGCUCUCCCCCGGGUUAAAGGGCUAAAUAGCAAAUAUUUCAGGCUUCGUGGGCCGCGUGGUCUUUGUAGCCUCUGCUUGGCUCUUUUGUUUCAGAAGUAGCAAUGAACAACACAUAAUGGGCUUAGCUGUGUUCCAGUAAAACUGACUUUAUAAAAGGAGGUGGCCAGCCUGAGGGCAAUAAUAUGUCAACGCUUGCUCUAGAAAGGACGAUAAGUAAUCAAUGUAAUUAUGAGGCCUAUUUAUUUGUUUCAUUUAUGUCAGUGUUAAGAAGGAAAUAAAAGAUUGAUACAGGUC